AUGGCGAGGAACUCGUCGCUGAGUGGACCUCCGGUCAUGGUCCCUGUACCAGAUAUGACAAUCCCGCAGCAACAGGGGCCCUGGGAUCAGGAUAUCGGACCAUCUGCCUCGGCGGCUGAUCCGCAAAGAAUGCAACAGUUGCAGCAAUUACAAGCGCAGUUACUGCAGAAACAGAUUCAGCAACAGCAUCAACACCAGCAGCAGGAAAAUCAAAUGUAUUUGCAGGAGCAGCAUAUGAAGCUUCAGCAGCAACAGGCAGCGGCCGCGAUGAUGUUACAGCAACAGCAGCAGAUGCAAGCUCAGCAGCGGGUUCAGCAUCGGCACCAGCACCAGCACCAGCACCAACACCAACACCAGCACCAGCACCAGCUUCAGGUUCAGCAUCAGUAUCAACAGGUUAUGCAAAGGUCGAUGUCGAUCCCGCAGCCGACGAGGGCAAUUGUACCACAGCCCGAGAUCGUCCAGCAGCCGCCACCACAACCCCAAUCUCAGCAACAAGGUCAGCCACAAGGUCAAGGUCACCAGCACAACGACGACGCCGGCGAGAACGAUUGGCCUUACCAGCCCCACGCCCCACCUCUCGACGACAUCGACCCGAAAUCCGAGUCCGCCCCCCGCCAACAAAAACUCCGUUUCGCCGGCGAUCUUUACACUCCCCAAUGGGUCCGCGGCACCGGCAACGCAAAAGAAGGCUGGUGCGACACCUGUCGACCCGGAAAAUGGUUCCAACUCAAAAACAGUGCGUUCUGGUACCACAAGCAGUUCUACCAUGGUAUCAGUGCGGUCAGUGGUCGAGGAUUCGUGCAGCCGCUUGAGAUGAGAAAGGUCGAGGGGGAGGCGUGGGAGGGGAUGUGUCAUCAGUGUAAGCAGUGGGUUACAGUGGCGAGUCUGAAAAGGAAGAAUAGUGUGCUAUGGUUUAAGCAUGCGCAUAAAUGUCAUGAGUACCUCAAGCCGGUUGCGAAAGGACAGGCGCACUCACGACGAGGAAGUGUGCAAACUAGCACGCAGCAGCAAUAA
This is a messenger RNA of Saitoella complicata NRRL Y-17804, 1017 nucleotides long. RefSeq lists its product as uncharacterized. NCBI's taxonomy places the organism in Eukaryota, Fungi, Ascomycota, Saitoellomycetes, Saitoellales, Saitoellaceae. The coding region runs from base 1 to 1017 and encodes 338 amino acids. The record is from RefSeq and is a predicted model, not a curated record. The transcript has a single exon.